AUGCCUCACUACCGCAAACUUUUAAAUGAGUGUGAAGGCUGCGAAAAUGGAUUGGAUUCUGUAACAUUUGAUGAGACAACUAUUGAAACACAGACGUUGCAGUUGUUAGAGCAGACUGCUCUGGAACUCGGUCAUGAUAUAAAGCUUUUCGACCGAUUAGGUGAGCUAUCAAGGGCAGGCAGCGUCGAUCAGGUUGCAAGGCCUAUAAUACCAGGGACCUCAACAAGCGUUGCACACCCACCUGUGGAGGAAACACGACCACAGCAGGCACCACAGACAACAACGACAGCCUUUCCUGCCUUUCCAACUUCUGGUGCUUCAGCAGAACCAGCUGUCUCUGUCAUUUCUGUGCCUUCGGCACCACCUCCAAAGCUAUCAGUACCGAGGCAUUCAGCCUUCGGUCUUCUUGCCGGUCCAGUUGGUCCUGGAUCGUACCAGUCCCCAAAAGGUCUGGGUGUCUCCGCGCAAAGUCAGUCGGCACCCGGGCCGUUCAGCUCCCGUGGAACGGAGCGCGAGCCCGAUGGCAGCUACGCCAACAUCGAGCAAACCAAAACGGUGCCCGUGGCAGGACCGCCGAAAGUUGAAACGGCAGCACCGGUUACGACUAAAUUUCCGUCAUUGCCAGGCUCCCCAAGCAGUGACGAGUCACGUGAAGCAACGCGGCCAUUUGGAUUCCAUGCCAAUGCGGCCUUCUUCCAGGAACGAGAUCGGGCAACGCGCUCGGCAAUGGUUUCUGAGCCUCCAGCCGACCCAUUGGCCAGACGGUGA
Messenger RNA from Mesocestoides corti, 768 nucleotides. The record is from the annotation of a GenBank genome assembly. NCBI's taxonomy places the organism in Eukaryota, Metazoa, Platyhelminthes, Cestoda, Cyclophyllidea, Mesocestoididae.